AUGUGGCUUAACAAAUACUCAGCACAUCUGAUGGACCAAUUGUUUGACGACUUGAUAAAAGAAUUGAAAUACAUAGCGCCUGGAGCACGAUUAUCCUACUCGAUUCGAAAUCGUCUGGAGCAUCACAAAAAAUUUAUACGGAAAGAAAUAGUUAGUCGUAUAAAGGAUGAUUGUGCCCCAUUAUUUAUUGCCUGCAAAAGAGGUCACGUGGAGAUUGUUGAAUACCUGAUAACAGUGUGCAACGCAGACAUUGAACAACGUGGGAUGUAUGAAGUACCUGAUGAUAGAUCUGUUCACUAUGUGACACCUCUAUGGUGUGCUGCCGUUGCUGGUAAACUGCCUGUCCUGAAGUGUCUUGUGUCCCAUGGAGCCGACGUCAAUGCUAUGUCUGAUACCGGAUCGACACCCGUCAGAUCAGCAUGUUUUAUGACACACUUAGAUAUCGUUGAAUAUUUAGUUGAAAAUGGUGCUGAUAUACUACUAGCUAAUUAUAAUGGUGGUACAUGUUUGAUAAAUUCUGUUCAAAGUGUUGAAUUGUGUACAUUUUUAUUGAGAAAUGGUGCUGAUGUAAAUGCACGAGAUAUCCAAAAUAAGACUGCCUUACAUUAUGCAAUACAAGAGCAUAGAUUUGAUACAACAAAAUUACUUUUAGCGUACAAUGCCGAUCCACAUUUGAGAUCAAGAUAUAAUGAUGAUGCAUUACAAACAGCCUGUCUCAAGGAGGCUACGCAAAUAUUUGAUUAUUUAAUUGAAAAUGUUAAUUAUUCAGCAGAAAGUCUAGCAAAUGCUCAUGAAUUAAUGGGUUCAACAUUUUUCGAUGAACACAACGAUGCACAGACAGCAUUAAAGUACUGGCGUAAAGCAAUGGCGAUAAGAAAUGCUAAUCUAGUCGAUAAUCAACCGCUGCCGAAGAAACCACAGAUGCCAAAGAGAGAUUGUUUUAGAAAUAUCAUUGAGUUUUCUACCCUAGAUGAACUUAACACUAUCGCUUAUGAUCUAGACGCAAUACGGAUACAGAGUUUACUUAUUUGCGAACGGAUCCUCGGAGAACACCACAAGGACACACUUUAUAGACUGAUGUUCCGGGGUGCAGCUUACGCUGACGCUUUACGAUAUCAAUAUUGUAUUGAUUUAUGGCGCCGUGCGUUAGAAAUUCGUGUUAAAAAUGAUUCCAUACUUUAUACAGAUACGUGUUUCACUGCACAAGCUAUUGUCAGGAUUAUGAUUGAUCUAAAUGAAUCAAUUGAUCAGAAUGGUGAUAAAGAAGGUCCAAAAUAUUCAGAUAUUGUUGGAGUUUUCAAAUUACUUUCUUGCCAAAUUGCUGAAGCAAGACAAUGGCUGCAGCAACGUCCUAUUCAUAAAAAACAACAAGACAAUUACGAUCGUAUAUUAAAAUGUAUAACUCAUUUAAUAUACUUACUAAUAAAAACCGCGCAAACUGAAGAACAAAAGGUAGAAGUCCGUCAACUUGUGUAUAAAUUAGUUAAACAGAAUCCUCGAUCAACGUCUACUGGUGACACACUACUACACUUGUGUGUAUCAAGUUCAAAUACCAUUACGUCAAGUUACUUCAACUCUGAAGUCACCCAGAUAAUUUUUCCGGAAAUAGACGUGGUGACUCUGCUGCUCGAAUGUGGUGCUUACGUAAAUGCUAAAAACGAACUUCGCUCGACUCCGCUUCAUGUAGCAAGUAACGCUUACAAUUUUCAUAAUCCUUUGAUAAAAAUUUUGCUCGACUAUGGUGCGCACUUGGAUAUCCCGAAUCGCCUUGGCGACACUCCAGCGCGUUUGAUAUCCUCAAACCCUAAUAACAAUGUUAAUCUCGUUAAUUAUAUGACACUGUGCUGUUACGCAGCCCAGGCAAUUUUCAAAUACGGAAUUCCCCGAAAAGAUUUACCGCUGACGUUACACCAAUUCUUGGAAUUCCAUCGAGAAUAA
This is a messenger RNA of Cotesia congregata, 1938 nucleotides long. Lineage: Eukaryota; Metazoa; Arthropoda; Insecta; Hymenoptera; Braconidae. The record is from the annotation of a GenBank genome assembly.